AGCUGUUGGGUUCAAAGUUUCAUUUUUGUUUGUUGGCCAAACUGGGGUUGGCCAAAUGGAUGCAUCUUCCAAGGAGACGCAGGCACAGAUUUUGCAGAUGACGCAAUUCAUUCUGAAUGAAGCCAGAGAUAAGGCGGAAGAAAUCGACACGAAGGCGUUGCAGGAAGAGAGCAUCGAACGAUUGAAGAUCGUGAAUUCCAUGAAGGAGAAGAUUCAGCAGGAGUAUGCGCGGAAAACAAAGCAGAUUGAGACCCAGGCUGCGAUUGAAAGAUCCACGGCCAUUAACAGGUCAAGACUGGAAAAGAUCAAAAGUCGACAGGAGAUGCUGGGAAAGCUGCAGGAAGACUCCCAGAAAGAGCUGGCCAGUCAGCUUCAAGACAAGGCAGCACAGAAAAAGUUUAUCACCAAGCUCAUUGUGCAGGGCUUGCUGAUGCUUCUGGAGGACAGCGUCGAGGUUCGAUGUCGGAAAUGUGAUGAGGCACUGGUUUCUGAGUGCAUCAAUGAUGCAGUGAGAGAAUACACCCAGGUCAUCAAGGACUCGACUGGAGCGUCAAAGAGCUGCAAGUUGACUUUGGAUCAGACGGUGCAGCUCCCCCCGGCGCCGAACGGCGAUGCUUCGGUGCCCUCAUGCCUCGGCGGUGUAGUUUUGGCCUGCCAGAAGGGCGCCAUUACCAUUGACAACACCAUCGAUUCCCGUUUGCAGCUAGUCAUGGAACAGGCAAAGCCGACGAUCCGGCAGCUGCUGUUCCACUGAAGGGCACGCGAGUCUGAAGCUGAGCUGAGUUCUUCAAUGUUUGAAGGGCUCUCAAAUCGAACUUAUUCCCUCCAGUGUUCCCAUUGUUGGAGGCCAGAUUUGGAGAAACACUCUCUAGCUUUCCUUUUGUGCAAGGUUUGCUCUGGAGGCAUCCGCGGGAAUGUAGGGUCAUCGCUCACUAAUGGACUUUCUAGCUGCUUGAUCCUCAGUGGCCCCUCCCCCACCACACACACACACACGUUCCCACCCACACACCAGCAUGAGUGCUUUGCUAAAACUCUUUCCCAAGUGGGUACAGAUUCAGAGGUUUUUUGGUUCCUUUUCAGUCUUUUCAGUUCUGCAAUCUAUGAGGUUCUGCACUUGGUUCUUAGGUGAGAAUUGCAACAAGGCAUUGGUAUUGCACUAUGCACAAUUGGAAGAACAUUGGUGUACAGAUUCCCAAAGACGUCCUCGGCUAAACGUUUGGGAGUUUCGGGAUUCUGGAUGAUGCCACCUGGGCACAGGCCGGAGUUUCUUAGUCGGCGGGACAGUGCUCUGAGCAGUGAAUGGAUCGUGACCUCAGUUCCGUGGAAGCAAACUUGUCAGGUGAACUUGAUACAGUUCCUUCGAGCGGGUGGGUCUUUU
Messenger RNA from Durusdinium trenchii, 1378 nucleotides. The record is from the annotation of a GenBank genome assembly. NCBI's taxonomy places the organism in Eukaryota, Dinophyceae, Suessiales, Symbiodiniaceae.